UAACCUCUUGCUCCCCUUGAUCGAUUGAACAAACAGACGGACAGACGAAGGAGCGAUGCCUGUCUCAGCCCUCCAAGCUGUCUCGAAGUCCCGGAAUGGUGUAGGGGCUUUUAUUCUCCAGUGUAAACGCAUGGAAUUCAAUUUCUGUGAUUGGGCUGGGAGCUCAAAAGGGAUGAGGCACGACAGGUCGUUCCUAAAACAUUCACUACCACAAUUUGCCAAAGAAAACCCGCAGAUAGAAAUCAUCGUUGCCCCACGACCCAACAAAAUACCGAUAAUCCGUGGCGUCUAUAUCAAUGGUCGUGAGAAGGUCAUUGCGGUCGAUGGGUUAGAGAUUCAACAAAUCCUCCAGAAGGCACAGCUUCUCCGAGACUCCUCCGGCGCAAAAUUGAAAAGGAUUACCAAGCCAGUCAUUUCGUUGAACGAGAGUGUAAGAGGAAUGUUCUCGCCAUUCCAUGGGGAGAAGCAUGUCAUCUAGAUGGCGGAUAUUUGGCGCUCCAUUGCACAUAAUUUAUUAUUUGUAUAAUAUAUUUUCAAGUCUAUGGCAUCGUUGAGGACAAUCAGUCGUCCGCACAAA
Molecule: messenger RNA, 577 nt
Organism: Tuber melanosporum (Perigord truffle)
Lineage: Eukaryota; Fungi; Ascomycota; Pezizomycetes; Pezizales; Tuberaceae
Product: mitochondrial 54S ribosomal protein MRPL51
Exons: 3
Coding region: 56-478 (140 amino acids)
Biological process (GO): mitochondrial translation
Cellular component (GO): mitochondrial large ribosomal subunit
Molecular function (GO): structural constituent of ribosome
Source: RefSeq, a predicted model, not a curated record